This is a messenger RNA of Sitophilus oryzae (rice weevil), 1610 nucleotides long. RefSeq names its product inositol polyphosphate 1-phosphatase (gene Ipp). Bases 221 to 1177 code for a protein of 318 amino acids. Gene Ontology annotation, biological process: phosphatidylinositol phosphate biosynthetic process. The transcript is spliced from 7 exons. Lineage: Eukaryota; Metazoa; Arthropoda; Insecta; Coleoptera; Curculionidae. Gene Ontology annotation, molecular function: inositol-1,4-bisphosphate 1-phosphatase activity. The record is from RefSeq and is a predicted model, not a curated record.
UGACCUACAUCCGAUUGUAAACACCGUUUCCUUUUAGUUGAAUUUUCGGGGUUUCCACAAAAUCGUCAUGGAGAGAUCUGAUAAGUUUUCUUUUAAUUUUUCUUCCUCUAACUUUCCCGAAUACAUAUUCUCAUCUAAUAUUAAAUUAAAUUAUAAGGCUUCUUAAAACUAUAACCAAAAAUCAAUACCGGUAUUCUUAAGACCGUUUAAACUAUUUUAAAUGGAUAUUUUAAAGUCUCUUAUAAUUGCCUCAGAAAAAGCUGCCAAUAUAGCAAGAAUUCUUCGCCAAAAUGACAGAUUACUUAACAUACUUACUGAGCAAAAGGAUUCUUCGGAAGCAAACCCUAAGUUUCAUGAAGAUUUUAAAACAUUAGCCGAUGUUUUAAUUCAAGAGAUGGUUAGACAUGAUGUCAGUUUGAAAUUUCCAGAAAUCAAAACAAAGAUUGAGGGUGAAGAAAAUUGUCACUUCUGGAAUCGGUUAGGUGAAGAGGUAAAUAUCGAAAUUAAAUCGUCUGAAGAGGAGACAACAAAAAUGCUACUAAAUAUUAUGGAUGGAGAGACUGCUGCAAUAUUAGCAGCUGAAGUGCAUAAAAAUAUAUCAUUUAGUGAAAUUGACACCAAAAUGCCUGAGUACGAUUUUGAUAUAAAUAUUGAUGAACUAGGCAUAUGGAUUGAUCCAAUAGAUGGAACAAAUGAGUAUAUAAAAGCCAAAGAAGAUGUCAAAGACGGUGAAAUAUUUUUAAAAGGGUUGAAAUGUGUUACAGUAUUAAUAGGAGUUUAUGACAAAAAUGGUGUGCCAAUAAUAGGUGUAAUUAAUCAACCGUUUUUUGAGAAAAGCAAGAGGAACAGCUACCAAUGUCAUUGGGGAGUGUGUUAUCAAAAUGGUAACAGCCAAAUCAAAAUGUCUACAGUUAAUGAUACCUGUUCGACAAAUAAUAAAAUUAUUUGUGUGAGUAGUAACGAAAACGAAGAAAACUUGAAGGUUUUACGGGAUGGUGGCUAUACACUGGUGUCUCCAAGAGGAGCUGGUUAUAAAUUACUGACAGUGAUUAUAGAUCACAACCUAAUCAUGGAGCAUUAUACAGGGUUUAUCAGACGCAUAUUUUCUGUCAAAACCAACAACUUACUUUUGGGAUACGUGUGCACCGCACGCAAUCCUUCGAGCUCUUGGUGGUAACGUUCUUCACUUAGACGAUAUACUACACCGCCAAAAAAUGGCUGUUAAAUAUGAAAGCAAAGAUAGAUCUAGGACAGACAACUAUAAAGGAAUUUUAGCUUAUAGAGAUGAAAAUGUUCUAGAAUCGUUACUGAAAUUAAACUGGACCAAUUAGAUAUUGUAGAGAUAUUUUAUAGUACAUAUAUAUUUUAUUGUUAUUGUUAGACUGAGUUACCAUCAAUACUAUACGAGCAGCUCUUUUUCUAUUUCUAUUAAAAAUAAAGACUGUUCAGUUGAAAUUAAUGGUUACUCGUGUUCAAAUAGUUACAUGUUGUGUAGCAGAUUGUGCCAAGAAAACAAAUGGGUACACUUAAAUUAUAUCCUAAAAGUAACGAUAUUUGUUUUAUUUCUAGUGGAAAUUAAAUACCAGACUGAAUGUUUUCCCAAUAUGUCA